AUGCUGGGCCGUCAGAAAAACCGCGCUUCCGGUGUACGCGAUGCACCGAUUUCAUCAAAACAGAUGGGAAGUCGGGUCAAUAAGAGCAUAGAUAUUCACGGCCGAGUUAUUUUCGAUGUCCUGCAGGUGGUCCUGCGUGAUUAUAAACUGCGCAGUUACACGCUCAACAGCGUUUCUUACCACUUUUUGUCCGAGCAAAAGGAGGCCGUUGAGCAUAGCAUCAUCCCAGAUCUGCAGCGAGGAGAUGAGCAUACUCGUCGAAGGUUUUUUUCACGCAUUUCCGUCUUCUCUGAUGCCAUUAGAAGGAGAAUAUUAAGGCUCGCCGUGUACUGUAUGAAAGAUGCUGCUCUGCCGUUGCGCCUACUGGAUAAACUUUUGUCAGUGAUCAACUAUAUGGAGAUGGCAAGAGUAACUGGUGUCCCACUAAACUACCUUCUCACACGAGGGCAACAAAUCAAGAUAUUAUCAAUGAUGCUCCGCAAAUGCAAGGCGAACCACUUUUUCUUACCUGUCAUUGAGGUCCAAGGAGGAGAUUCGGAGGGGUAUGAGGGUGCGACAGUUAUCGAGCCUCUGCGUGGUUUCUACAACGAACCAAUCGCAACUCUGGAUUUUGCUUCGCUGUAUCCAUCGAUAAUGAUUGCUCACAAUCUGUGCUAUACAACGCUUUUAAAGAAACCAGAGGGCGUGGAAGGAAAGGACUAUAUUAAAACACCUUCUGGAAACUUCUUCGCUACAAAAGAGCGUCGGCGUGGACUUCUUCCUGUCGUUUUAGAAGAUUUGUUGGCUGCACGAAAACGAGCAAAAAAUGAGAUGAAGCACGAAAAGGAUGAGUUCCGCAAGAUGGUUCUCAAUGGUCGUCAACUUGCAUUGAAGAUUUCCGCCAACUCGGUUUAUGGUUUCACUGGUGCUGUUGUGGGGAAGCUACCUUGUUUGGAAAUUUCCCAGUCAGUGACGGCUUUUGGAAGACAAAUGAUUGACUUGACGAAAAGUGAAGUUGAAAAACGGUACAAAGCCGGAGCUAUGAAUGGGAAGUGUCCUGCUAACGCCCAAGUAAUUUAUGGAGACACGGAUUCCGUGAUGGUUAAAUUUGGAGUAAAAACCGUAGCUGAAGCUAUGGAAAUAGGUUUGCAUGCAGCCACGGAAGUAAGCAAAAUAUUCACCCCGCCGAUCAAGCUGGAGUUUGAAAAAGGACUCGAAACGGUGCGACGAGACAACUGCCCCUUAGUGGCGAAGGUACUAAACACGUGUCUAGAGAAGCUCCUAAUUGCACGAGAUGCAACAUCAGCGCUGGAAUUUGCGAAACGGGUCAUAUCAGAUCUUCUCUGUAACAAGAUUGACAUCUCGCUCCUAAUCAUCAGCAAGGAAUUGACGAAAUCUGGAGAUAAGUAUCAAGCCAAGCAAGCGCAUGUAGAGUUAGCGGCCAGAAUGCAUAAGCGAGACCCAGGAUCUGCUCCUCGGCUAGGCGACAGAGUGCCUUAUGUAAUAAUUGCCUCAGCGAAGAACGUCCCUGCAUACGAAAAAGCGGAGGAUCCAGCGUUCGUCUUGAAAAACAAUAUUCCAAUUGACACGAAGCACUACCUGACAAAUCAGUUGGCGAAGCCUCUUGCAAGGAUUUUUGAGCCGAUCUUGGGUGAUCGCGCCGAACGAACGCUAAUCGAAGGCGAACACACGAGGGUCAGGACAGUGGUUCAGAGUAAAAUUGGUGGUCUUGCUGCCUUCACGAAGAAAAUGGUCACUUGCUUGGGAUGCAAGGCAGUGCUCAAAGAUCAGACUCGCGCUGUUUGUGACUUUUGCAUAUCUAAAGGAAAAUUACCCGAGAUAUAUGCUAGCAGAAUAGCCAAUGUGAACGUCCUUGAACGACAUUUCUCAAGAUUGUGGACAGAGUGUCAAAACUGCGCUAAAACCAUGCAUGAUAAGGUAUCCUGUGCAGCUCGUGAUUGUCCUAUCUUCUACAUGCGGGAAAAAGUGCGAGGUGAUCUGCGGGAAGCCCACACUGCUUUGAGUCGUUUUGGGGAUCCAUCUUGGUAA
Molecule: messenger RNA, 2028 nt
Organism: Cooperia oncophora
Lineage: Eukaryota; Metazoa; Nematoda; Chromadorea; Rhabditida; Trichostrongylidae
Source: the annotation of a GenBank genome assembly